AUGAGGGUUGGUGAAACCCUUCAGAGUUACGCCAGUCGGUAUUGGGAACUAUACAAUGAGAUCGGUGGGGGAAAUGAGAAGAUAGCGGCAAGCACCUUUAGGAUGGGGCUCCUCAAGGAUUUAGAACUACAAGAGUCGCUGACGAAAAGACCUCCUGAGGAUAUGAGACAACUUAUGAGGCGCAUUAAGGAAUAUAAGCGUCUGGAAGAUGAUCGGCUGCAGAAUAAGGGGAAGGCCCUAUUACUCGGCAGAUCUCGGCAGGGCAUUAUUCCGGCAAGACCAAAAAACGAUUUCAGGAUGCAGAAAUCAGAAGCGCAAAUUGAAGGAGUUAAUGUGGCGUUCAAAGAGCCGCUAGUAAAGGCAGGGUAUCUGAAAGAGUUUGUAGUGGAUUUCGUAGACCGAGAUGCCGGCCAGGGUGUUCAGCAGAAAAGGAAUCCCCUCCCACCACCACUGGGAGUGAUCGAAGUCAUCCACGCUGCCCCGAGAGAUGCGGCAACAACUAAGGGAGUAUUGACAGUGGCCUGUGCGGAGGGAGAAUCACCCAAGAAAAGGAUGAAAGUUGGUUGGCUGACAAUCUCUUUUGACGAGGAAGACUUGGAGGGGACGAUCCAACUUCAUGAUGAUGCGUUGGUAGUAACAACACGGAUAAACGGGUUCUUGGUGAAAAGAGUGAUGAUAGACCAGGGAAGCGGAGUUGACGUAAUGUACCCAGAUUUGUUCGAGGGGCUCGGAUUGAAGAGCCAGGACUUGGAGAAAUAUGAUACGCCGCUGGUCUUGUUUGACGAAAGAGUCGUGAUCCCCGAAGGUCAGAUUUCUCUCUCGGUGGACAUGGAAGGCAAGGAAAUAAUGGUGACCUUCAUAGUAGUCAGAUCGUUCUCGCCGUACACUGCAAUCCUGGGAAGACCGUGGAUUCAUGCAAUGAAGGCUGUUCCGUCCACCCUACACAUGAAAGUUAAAUUUCCCACCGAGUAUGGAGUCGCCGUGAUAUGA
Molecule: messenger RNA, 990 nt
Organism: Quercus robur (English oak)
Lineage: Eukaryota; Viridiplantae; Streptophyta; Magnoliopsida; Fagales; Fagaceae
Exons: 2
Coding region: 1-990 (329 amino acids)
Source: RefSeq, a predicted model, not a curated record